AUGGUGACCCGAAAGCCGCUCCCAGAACACGCCGCCUUAGACCCCGCUGUUCCUCAACAAGGAAGAGACGGGUGGGUGCCAACCGGCACCGGGGAUGAAACGAUCUGGGAAAACGAGACAAGCCAGCGCCAGCUCGGCCAGGCGAGUAAUUCUUCAGGGCCGAGCCAUGUCCCGGACUCGCUUCGACCUGGUGGGCCUAUAGAUCUCUCGUUUGGGGAUGAGAGUAGCGUAUGGGCUGAGAACGUAUCUGCGCCGGCUGGAAAUGACGAUUUGAGCCGGGUCCCGUCAGUUCUGAGGCCUGGCAGCAGCCAUAGGAAGGAAGCUGGCAAUGCUCGGAACACGGAGACUACGCAUGACGGUGCGCCGAUACCCACUGUUCUCCGGCCUGGUAGUGGGGCGGCCAAACAAGAAACAAACCCUUUCAAGAGAAAGAUGUCCUUGAGCGCAUCGAGAGACGGGAGUCGAGAAGACCUGAGCAGACCGGCGGCAUCAGUAAACAACCCUCCAAUACCGCCGCUCCCUGUGGACGCCUUCUCGCAGCUCAAUAUCAACGACUCAAGCACGAAUCCCUGGCAACCGGGGCUCAAUCAGAGAGACGUGGUCGCACCGCCACCCCUUCCAAGCUUGCCAGGGCAAGAUUCUAACAGGGAGGAUAUAUGGGGCCCUUCACAACCGUCACAGGCCGUGCCGGACCCAAGAUCAAGCUCGCCGGCUCUCUUAUCCAUGCCAUCGGAUGAGGGAUCCGCUGGCUGGGAAGAUGUCUCUCAGAAGCCAACUGUAACUGCACCGCUUGUCACAACGGCUGAUGGCGAGGCUCUGGGGGAUUCACAUGCGUGGGACGAUCUGGGGGCUGGCAGCAAAGGCAAGGCUCCAGCUCAAAUCCCUCCAGUGCCGGAUAAGGGAGCCCCCGGCCUUGACGAUUGGAACUUGAUUGAUCUAAAUACCCAAUCCGAGCUUCCUUCGAAACAGAGCCCAUGGGAGGACAUCGACGCCGGGAGUGACAAGACUGCGAAGGCCGCUGCAGAACAGCAACCAAACGCUGAGCAGGCACUUCCCGAGCUACCGCCACGGAAGUCGGUAGAGGCGCCGCUACUUCCCCCGCGCCCUGUUGACAAGUCGGAGACAUACCAAAUCAAGAAUAUCAACUGGCAUGAUGCGACAGCGGCGAAGAACCCACGGACCUCACCAAUUCUUGUCCAAAACGCGAAUGGACCCUGUCCACUAGUUGCGCUUGUCAAUGCCCUCAUCCUCACUACCCCGGCAGACAAGUCGAACACGGCGCUAGUCGAAACACUCCGAACGCGCGAGCAGGUCAGUCUUGGCCUGCUUCUAGAAGGCGUUUUUGACGAGCUCAUGUCAGAAAGACGGGCACAACCUGACGUCCCGCUGCCGGACGUGACGGAGCUUUACAACUUCCUUAAGGGUCUACACACGGGCAUGAAUGUCAACCCCCGUUACAUGCCCGCCCCGGAGGUCGUUGCGGCUUUCAAGCGCACAGCUGCCACCAACAACCUCCCCGCCGAUCGCAUUGACAUGAUUCCCGGGACGUUUGAACAUACCAAGGAGAUGGCCCUCUAUUCAACCUUUUCGAUCCCGCUCAUCCAUGGAUGGCUUCCUUCCAGGGAUGAAGCAGUGUAUGGAGCGUUUCAGCGGCAGGCAUCCUCGUAUGAAGAUGCACAAAAUUUACUCUUUCGCGAAGAGGAGCUGGAGGAAAAACUGAGCAGCACCCACGGCGACGGUCUUAGCGAGGAGGAGCAGCAGCUCUAUCAAGACAUCCUAACUAUCAAAUCGUUCCUCAGCAUAUCCGCGACACAGCUCACCAAGUUUGGACUGGACGUCAUCAAGACUUCAAUGAAGCCCGGCUCGGUCGCCAUCCUCUUCCGCAACGAUCAUUUCUCCACCCUUUACCGACAUCCCCAAACGCUCGAACUGUUUACCCUCGUUACCGAUGCAGGAUAUGCCGGCCACGCCGAGAUUGUGUGGGAGUCCCUCGUUGAUGUCAAUGGUGAGAGCACAGAGUUCUACUCUGGCGACUUUCGAGUUGUUGGCGGCGCUUCGCACGAGCAGCCGGGGCCAUCCCGGAGGAGAAUGUCGGGCAACUGGGAGGACGAAGCGGCAAGGGACGAUGGCUGGACCACAGUCCAGAAUCGCCGCGAGAACCGUCGCGAGAACCGCAUUGGCCUUCAUCAAAGUACUCGACAACGCAGCGCAAGCCAGCCUCUCCUCUCACCGGCCCACGAACAAGAAGACCGCGAUCUCGCCCUGGCCUUGCAGCUCCAAGAGGAAGAAGACGCGCGCGCCCGUGCGGAGCAGGAGCGUCGUCGGAGGGAGAGCCUUCUGUCAGAGCGCUUCAUCGAGCAGCAGGCCCGCAACCCCGCCGGCGCCGCCGCCGCUAGCAACCACACCCGUGUCGCUUCGCAAAGCACCACCUCCCUCGGCUCAUCCUCCACUGGCACUUCAGCCACGGCCACGGGCCGUCGCACGUCAGGAAGCACUGCCGCCCGCCCCGGCGGCACCAACGCGUCAUCCACCUCGGUCGGGUCCAACAACCCCGCCGCAUCAUCAUCGCGUCCCCGCCCCACUACCCAAACCGUCCGCUCCCUUCUGCCCCCACCGCGCACAACACGGCCCGCAGAGGAGGGCCUUGACGACGCCCCGCCUAGCUACGAGCAGGCCGCCCGCCAGAACCCGUAUGUGCCCCCCGUCGGACACCCAAAUCACCCGGCUAGCAGCCCGCUGUCGCCGCGCUCG
This is a messenger RNA of Canariomyces notabilis, 2751 nucleotides long. RefSeq lists its product as uncharacterized. The transcript has a single exon. Gene Ontology annotation, biological process: protein K48-linked deubiquitination. NCBI's taxonomy places the organism in Eukaryota, Fungi, Ascomycota, Sordariomycetes, Sordariales, Chaetomiaceae. Gene Ontology annotation, molecular function: cysteine-type deubiquitinase activity; cysteine-type carboxypeptidase activity; K48-linked deubiquitinase activity. Gene Ontology annotation, cellular component: cell periphery; cytosol. The record is from RefSeq and is a predicted model, not a curated record. The annotation marks the transcript as partial.